This is a messenger RNA of Lycium barbarum (goji berry), 741 nucleotides long. RefSeq lists its product as uncharacterized. The record is from RefSeq and is a predicted model, not a curated record. Bases 1 to 741 code for a protein of 246 amino acids. The transcript has 3 exons. NCBI's taxonomy places the organism in Eukaryota, Viridiplantae, Streptophyta, Magnoliopsida, Solanales, Solanaceae.
AUGUAUCAGUUAGCCAAUACCAUCACUGAGGCAUGGAUGAUUGGUGGUGAUUUUAAUGUGCCUCAAGAUGUGGAGGACUUUGCCUUUUGUGUGAAUUCAUGUGAACUGGAGGAGAUUAGUUUUAAGGGCAGUCCUUUUACAUGGUGGAAUGGUAGAGCUAGAGAUGAUUGUAUUUUUGAAAGGUUGGAUAGAAUGUUGAUUAAUGCUCCUUUGCAAAACUGGUUUAGUAGCUUGGAAGUGGAACAACUGGCUAGGACAGGUUCGGAUCAUACUCCUCUAUUGUGUACUUAUGGAGAAAUAGAUAAAAAUCAGUACAAGCCUUUAAAAUUUUUGAAGUUUUGGGUGGAACGUGAUUUUUUCAUUGACACUGUGAAACAUAAUUGGCCAGGGGAUAUUUUCAAGCAGAUCAUUAUUAGGAAGGAGAUAGUCAGAAUUAAAGAAGAACUAUUUGAAGAGGAUCCUUCUCAUGUCAAUAGGUGUGUGCUGCAGAAUGCGGAGACUGAAAUAAAGAAAUACUUACAGUAUCAAGAAGACUAUUGGAGAAAGAAAUCUGGUCUUGACUGGUUAGUAGAGGGUGACAGGAAUACAAAGUUUUUUCAUACUAUUGUGAAAGGAAGAAGAAAGAAGCUACAGAUCAGGAAAAUUCAGAAUUCAGAAGGGGAUUGGAUUGAGGAGGAGGAUCAAAUAGCUGCCGAAGCAAUCUCAUUCUAUGAAAUAAUAGUUCACUCUGGAGAAUUUUGA